UCUUCAUCUUCAUCUUCAUCUUCAUCUUCAUCUUCAUCUUCAUCAUCUUCAUCUUCAUCUUCAUCUUCAUCUUCAUCAUCUUCUUCAUCUUCAUCUUCAUCAUCUUCUUCAUCUUCAUCUUCAUCUUCAUCUUCAUCAUCUUCUUCAUCUUCAUCUUCAUCUUCAUCUUCAUCAUCUUCAUCUUUAUCUUUAUCUUUAUCUUUAUCUUUAUCUUUAUCUUCAUCUUCAUCUUCAUCUUCAUCUUCAUCUUCAUCUUCAUCUUCAUCUUCAUCUUCAUCUUCAUCUUCAUCUUCAUCUUCAUCUUCAUCUUCAUCUUCAUCUUCAUCUUCAUCUUCAUCUUCAUCUUCAUCUUCAUCUUCAUCUUCAUCUUCAUCUUCAUCAUCUUCAUCAUCUUCUUCAUCUUCAUCUUCAUCUUCAUCUUCAUCUUCAUCUUCAUCUUCAUCUUCAUCUUCACCUUCACCUUCAUCCUCCUCCUCCUCCUCCUCUUCCUCUUUCUCCUCCCCCUCCUCCUCCUCCUCCUCCUCCUCCCCCCCCUCCUCCUCCUCCUCCUCCUCCUCCUCCUCCUCCUCCUCCUCCUCUUCCUCCUCCUCCUCCUCCUCCUCCUCCUCCUCCUCCUCCUCCUCCUCCUCCUCCUCUUCCUCUUCCUCUUCCUCUUCCUCUUCCUCUUCCUCAUCAUCAUCAUCAUCAUCAAGCUUGGGGCCCAGCUACAACACUCAGAAGGUCGGAUUCGGACCGCGGGCCGACAGUUGA
This is a messenger RNA of Penaeus chinensis, 750 nucleotides long. RefSeq lists its product as uncharacterized. The transcript is spliced from 3 exons. The annotation marks the transcript as partial. The record is from RefSeq and is a predicted model, not a curated record. Lineage: Eukaryota; Metazoa; Arthropoda; Malacostraca; Decapoda; Penaeidae.